ACAAGACUUGCUUUAUAAGGUGUAACAAUUUUUCUAUGAGCUUGCCUAAGCAAUUAAAACUGUCAUGCAAUCAGCAUUUGCCUGCCUUUAAUAGCCUUGAUUCUUCACAAAGGAAAGAAGAUAAAGAUGCACAUUUUAAAAAUGAGAGUUCGCUAAAAAUUAUUCCUAAAAAGCCUCAAAGGCAUAGCCUUCCUGCAGCUGGCCUGUUGAAAAAGGCUGCCUCCGAUGAAUGUGUAGAGAAAAGGACUUGCUUUCUUAAUGAAGAAACUUUGUCAGAGACAGUUUUGGAGGGACAACGAGUAAGACAUUUAUCUGCCAAAGUACAAAGUACAUUGCUAUCUUGUGGUGUUCCAAAAUCAUCUCUGGAAAAGCCUAUCUGGAAAUUACCUCAUCCUAUCCUUCCAUUUUCAGGCAGUCCAGAAGCCUUAAAAAACACCAAGAGCUCAAAAAGCAAUGAUCUUCCAUGUGUUGUGACAAAACCUCGAGCCAAAUCUUUGUCCUCUGUAGAUAUGGACAGAAUAAACAAGCCCCAAAGAGAGACUCAGAAGAAAAGUUCAUUAAAGAAAUUCCUAAACAUGAAAUUAUCUGUUUGUAUAAUAAAAAGUGACUUUCAGAGGUUUUUGGCCAAAGGCAGCCAAUCUGCAGAUAAUACUGCUGUUACUUUUUCUAGCAGGGAAGGAUGUGGCAAAAACUGGAAUGUAACUUGUGCAACCAGUGGAAAAAAAACUAAACCCUCAAAGGCACAUUCUAUAGAAAAAUGCAGCCCACCCUCACAAAAGGGUAAGCAAAUAUCAAGGAGUCGAAACGAAAUGCCAGCUGAUCAGACACCACUAUCUGUAGAUGAACAACCUUCCACAUUGCAUGGGCACUUGAAUUCUUUUUCACAUGACCUCACACCAGAAUACGAAAAUGUGAGCCAUUAUGAGGCAAUCACAGACUAUGAAAACUUGUCUUUUGCAUUAACUGAGAAAAAUGCAUGUUUUGAGUGGCAGAAUUCUAGUAAUAUUGAAGACCACGACACCAGCAUAUAUGAGGUGGAAGAAGUAUAUGAAGCCACAAGGAGCUACUCCAAGUUUAGCAGGCCAUCCACAGAGGAUCCUGAUGAUUCCGGUUUGAUGCUUGGAGAUCUGCAUUCUGAUGAAGAGAUUAUAUCGAGAGAUGUCAACAGUUCAGAUGAUGAAGAUGAUGAUGAUGAUAGCAAUUCAGAUUCCAGCAAAGGGGAACAUGAUACACAAGAAAAUAAUCAGGCUAAAGCAGCUGGGAAAAAAACAAAGGUUUACCAUAUUGCUAAAGAAAUCAUGAGCUCAGAAAAAGUGUUUGUAGAUGUGCUAAAGCUCUUGCAUAUUGUAAGUAUUCUGCUCAAAUGAUUGAGAAAUUAUUUG
Molecule: messenger RNA, 1382 nt
Organism: Sphaerodactylus townsendi
Lineage: Eukaryota; Metazoa; Chordata; Lepidosauria; Squamata; Sphaerodactylidae
Product: FYVE, RhoGEF and PH domain-containing protein 6-like
Exons: 4
Coding region: 36-1367 (443 amino acids)
Cellular component (GO): cytoplasm
Source: RefSeq, a predicted model, not a curated record